CCUGCGUCAACGAGGCACGUCUAAACGCAGUCGAUGGCGGAUCCAUUAAGGCGCAAAGUAGCUUCCCUUGACACAACGGGUUAGUAGUUUGUGAGUAAGUGGCACUAAGGUAUCUCCACUUGGCGCUAUCUCUUCUAGGGUGGUCAUUAGAGGCCAUAUCAAGGGGACAGGCGUGGCAUUGCAUUGCUGCAUGCAGGGGAUCGAAGGUUAUAGAAGUAAUACAUUGUCGUGAGACUUCUUUCACAUUGACAGACAUUGAACUUGGUCGAUGAUGAUGAUAUACCCAGCACGAUGUCGAUGAGUGAUGAGAUAGAAAGCUUGAACUUGAACGAUGACGGGGUCGUGAAUUACUUCUUCACUUCUUCGUUCAUUUCUUUACUCUAAGUCGAGCCGUGAGCCACGUGCAGUUGCUGUCGUAGCACCAACUUCGUUUUGCACAGCUAUGGACAGUUGCGGUUCCAAGGAUGCGGAGACGGGAAACGCGUCACCAGAACAACCGACAAAGGAGAAGCCUACCGGGCCAGCACUGUCGACAACAAGGGAUUAA
Molecule: messenger RNA, 547 nt
Organism: Amoebophrya sp. A25
Lineage: Eukaryota; Dinophyceae; Syndiniales; Amoebophryaceae
Source: the annotation of a GenBank genome assembly